Chironomus riparius is the source of this 1538-nucleotide messenger RNA. Lineage: Eukaryota; Metazoa; Arthropoda; Insecta; Diptera; Chironomidae. The record is from the annotation of a GenBank genome assembly.
AAAUGAUAUAGCUCAGCAUCAUGUCGACAUCGAUACUCUUCUCCUUCCUUCACAGGACCAUAAAUCGCUCACAGUACUCAUCUUUCGAAAGUAAUUUGAAUGAAAUUAAAUUCUCAAUUCUGCCUUUUAAACAAAAAAAAACUCUUAUCAAUUUAACACAACAUUUUAAGAAGCUAUGACCGAGCGUACUGCUUAAUAGACAAAAAAAAAUUAUAAUUGUGCUGAUAUACUGCAAUCGGGAUGUGAAGGACGAUUAAAUAAUAUUUUAUAUUAUUUCAUAUUUUCAUUUAAAACUGAAUAAAUUAUUGAGUGCUUGAUUAGUGACUUAGCUUGACUUCGGUUGAAAGGAUUUCUGAACAUUUUAGAAAAAAUGAAGUUACGAAGUAUUUCAGUUCUCUGUUGUAUAUUUCAAUUAGUUUUAUAUUGUGAUGCAUCAUCUGAUGGUCUCUUGGACUAUUUUAAUGUAUUUGACAUAGGAAAGAAAGUUAGUGUGAUAUUCUCGCCGAAUGUUUUUGAAGCAUACAGCUACAAACUUGAAAGCAUGGCAGAUAUCAUUAAUAAUCCAAAGUUUCGAAAGGAUCGUCCAACUGUAAUUUAUAUCCAUGGCUGGUUAGAAGAUGGUGAAUUUGAAGAGAGUGUUAUGGCAGUAAGGAGUGCAUAUCGUGUUAGAGAUGAUCAUAAUAUUCUAGCUGUCGAUUGGAGUCUCUAUUCUCAAUGGAACUUUCCUAUUCCUUAUAAAUCAUCAAUUUCAAAACUAAAAGAUAUUUGUGAAUUAAUGGCAGAACAAUUAGAACUUAUCCGUACGCGUGGAUGUAAUUGCCACAAAAGUAUCUAUCUUGUAGGACAUUCACUUGGUGGGCAAUGUGCUGGUUUAGUGGGAAGAACUGUUAAAAAAUUAUCAAAUGGACAGUAUGUCAUUCCGAAAAUCUUUGCACUUGAUCCUGCUGGUCCUGGUUUUGAAUUUACAACAAUUGUUGGAGUAACUGGUUUUGAUAGCAUUAGUAAGGAUGAUGCCAAAUAUGUUCAAAUCAUUCACACAAACGGUGGACGUUUAGGAGUUGAAAAAAGAGCUGGGCAUAGUGACUUUUUUGUAAAUGGAGGAAAUGAGCAGCCUGGAUGUUUAACUGAUAUAUGCCACCAUCGACGCUCAUGGGUGUAUUUCCAAGAAAGUGUAAGAGAAGAUGAAAUUUUUAUGUCUAGGCAAUGUGAUUCUUAUUAUGAUUUCUUAAAUGGAUAUUGCGAUAAAAAUGAUAUUAAGUACAUGGGGUACUCUAGUAAUGAAACAUAUCCAAUUGGAACAUACUUUUUAAGAACUCAUCCUAGCAUCUUUGGAACACCUUUAGGAAAAGACGGAUUAACGAAUACAAAAUUCAUUUUAAAAAAUCAGGAUGGAAGUGUCAGCAACGGAGCAAAACAUUUUUCAUACGAAUUGAAGAUGUUGAGUAAUAUAAAUAUUGACAAGCAUAAGGAUUCAUUUAACAAUAACAUAUGAAGCAUGAUGUGCCAUUUCUGAUGUGAAAACAUAAAACAAUUUUGCU